Drosophila ficusphila is the source of this 3311-nucleotide messenger RNA. RefSeq names its product protein starmaker (gene BOD1). NCBI's taxonomy places the organism in Eukaryota, Metazoa, Arthropoda, Insecta, Diptera, Drosophilidae. The transcript is spliced from 5 exons. The record is from RefSeq and is a predicted model, not a curated record. Bases 148 to 3090 code for a protein of 980 amino acids.
CACGCGACGUACCCAUCCUCAGCGUAAACAUAUGUACAUAUCUGUGUAAACGCAUGUAAAGGCAAACGCGACGUUUAUCCUGGAUUUCCUCGACGCUAAAGGGUGUCGCGGCAACCAAAAGAUCAAGAAUCGCACGGGCAACACACCAUGGACGAGUUUAUUAAAACGCUGAUUGCCGAGGUCAAGUCGCAGGGCGUCUUCGACGAAUUCCGCUUUAACUGCUGCCUGGCGGACGUGGACACGAAGCCCGCGUACCAGAAUGUGCGCACCCGGGUGGAGACGGCGGUUAACGAUUUUCUGGCCAAGCAGCACUGGACCCCAGAUACUAACAAGGUGCAGCUGCGCGAGAGGCUGCGGAAGCACCUGCUAGACUCCGAUGUCCUGGACAAGGGAGUGGACCAAAUCGUGGACCAGGUGGUCAAUCCGAAAGUUGCCACCAUAUUCGAGCCAAAGAUCGAGAGCAUUGUCUACAAGUACCUGGGCAUCACGCCCCCGCCGCCGCCUCCCGUGAGAUCUGCCAUGCUGCCCGCCCCGCCCUUGCCGCCAUAUGCUGGUCACAUGAAUGGCAGCAGUAGCCUGCUCAACGUGGAGACCCCCGCUGGCCUCCUGCCCACCGACCUGGAGCAGAUCAGUCCAGACUCCGACCGGGCUACAGUCAAGUCAGAGGUUCAGGACGAUGAGCUACCCCCUGGUGUGGACGAUGAGGACACAUCGCCGUCCUAUGAACCUGUAAGCGAGGAGAAACCUCUUUCCAGCAAGGAGCGGCUCAACAACGGCUCGCUGAACAACUCGGACUCCGUGAAUGGUGUUUCACAGGCGUCCCAACUCUCACAGGUGUCCAGCGACAGCCGCCUAACCAUCGCCUCCUCCACGGAAUCGGUGACCGAUGGACUGCAGCCCGCGACAGCACACAACAGCGCCGAACCAGCCGACAUUUCCGAGGAGGCCCAGAUGCCGAAGUUUAGCGAGAACUCCAGCGAUGCAAGUGCGAAUAACGACAGUCGACAGUUGCACUUCGACAUCAAGCAGGAUGCCAUUACCUUCGAGGGUACUGAGCGAAAGAAUUCUGCGUCGGAGGACACGAACGGCGUCCCCCUGGUGCUCUCCAUUGAGGAUGCCAUUAUGUCAGAGGUGAAGGCAAACAUAGACGAUGCCAACCAUGCCAGCAUUGAGUCGAUAGAUGAAGCGGAACCCCAACCUCCGCCAAAGAUUGAACCGCCUCCCACGCCAGCCCCGCCUGAAGUUAAACCUCCUCCUCCGCCUUCCCCACCUAAAGUUGAGCCACCUCCACCGCCUCUACCAACAGAAAGCAGUAAUGGGUGCUAUUCCGAGGCUGAUAACUCAGAGGUAAAACCCAAAGCCGAGACUGCGGAGGUUAAAUCGGAACCAGCUCCGGCCGAAAUCAAGGAGGACAAACUUUCGAUUCCCAGCGUGCCGCCAGAAAAUGUGGAAUCACUUAAAGAGGAGGCUACUAAACCGUGUGAAUCCACAGCGUCACCCAUAUCAGUAUCUUCGCAGUCGAAAAGCUAUUCGAAGUCAAAGGACAAGGAAAAGGAGCGAGGACGUCACAGUCACUCCGAUGACAAGCAGCGACGGAGGAGCAGAGAUCGGGAUCGUGACCGCGAUCGCAGUCGAGACAAAUCAAACAGCAAACAUUCCUCGAGUUCCAGCUCAAAGCACUCAUCAUCGCACUCCUCCAGCUCAAAACACAGGAGCAGCAGCUCCAAGAACGAUAAGAGCACCUCCAGCACUUCUAGCCGUAGUAAUCACGAGUCCUCCUCAUCGAAACGCUCGAGCACCACAUCUUCAUCUCGCCACGAAUCAUCCUCACACAAAAAACACAAGUCCAGUUCGUCUUCAUCGCGAUCUGAUCGGGAUAAGGACAAGUAUAGGGAAAGGGAAAAAGACAAGGAAAAGGAAAAGGAAAAAGAGAGCCAUAGCCGUAGCCACCAUAGCAGCAGCAGUUCUUCGUCGUCCUCAAAAAGAAAAGACUACGAUAGAGGCCGCGAUCGAGACCGCAACAAAUCCAAUUCGUCCGGCAGUGCAGAGAGUAAAGCUAUCCAGGAUGAUCACAACGAGAGCAAGGCGAAGGUGAAACAACGCCGGAGUUCCGACUCCAACGAUGAGGGCAAGCCCCCAGGAUCCUGCGGUCCUGCGAAGACCAACCAGGCCGAGAUUGCCCAAGCUCCGGAGAAAGCCGACGCGCCUGUGGAGAAUGGAAAUGGAACGAAUGGAAACUCUAACGGUGGUAACAAUGGUGAGUGCGACAAUGCCAGCAGUGUUGUCAUCGUCAGCGACCUCCUCCAGCAAUCGUCAACUAGUUUUAUUCAAUUGACUGCUGGAUCCCAGUCACGUAAGGAAGUAGAGAGCAGAAUUCCUGAAGCCGAACAAUCAGUAGCCGAAAAACAGACGGGGACACAAGAAUCGGAGGCGACACAACAGGAGCCUGCUCCGCAGAAUAAAGAGCCAAGUGCAGAACCUCAAGGAGCUGACAAAGCUGUAUUCGUACCUGAUUCCACUGUCGGGGACAGCAAAAAAGAGGAUGAAAUAGAUUCAACGCAGCGCAUUGAGGAAUCUAAGGAUCCUUCUGUAUUUCAAGAGACCUUAAAACCUGCGGAAACGACCCAACUGGAGGAUCUACCGAAUUACACUAAAAAAUCUAAGAAUCUUCCCGCCACACAACAAUCAAACUCGUACGAGCAAAGCAGUGAAUUAGUCGCCGACUUUGUGACCCACUUCGAGCACAACCCAGACGAGUUUAAAGCGCGUCUGCAGUUCAUUGAGCAACUGAUAGAGGACCGCAGGAAUCUACUCAACAGGCUAAGUGCGGACGGUUCGCAGGACGAGGGAGUUGAUGUACGAGCUCUGCGCAGAAGCAUAUCCAAGCGGAGGCGAAGCAGCUUACAGGAGCAACAGGAAGAGGCGCGUGAGUCGACACCGACGCGGCAUUGCAGCCCGAGCAGCAGUAACUCCGGCAGUCCGGCAAAGAGACUACGAUGCGACGAUUCAAAGUCGUCGCCAACGCCUUCCGACGCCAGUAUAAACUCCAAGGAGAACGAGGCUUUGGAGAAGCAGGAGCAUGCUGUAUGAAGCCUCCAAUAGUCCUAUACCAUUCUAAACUCUGCUGGAUGCCCUGUCCGCCAGGAGACUCAGCAAAAAAUUCUGCCAGCAACAGCGGUACACCAACGAUGAUCUCUACAAGCCCCGUCCAAUCCUGUCGCAACGCUCUCGGCGCCGGGGUCUGGAUUCAAUCCUCUAGCUAACGAACGAUCUGUUAUCGGAAACAAUAAAAGGCAAUUGUUGUUAAUGCA